Sphenostylis stenocarpa is the source of this 1401-nucleotide messenger RNA. The record is from the annotation of a GenBank genome assembly. Lineage: Eukaryota; Viridiplantae; Streptophyta; Magnoliopsida; Fabales; Fabaceae.
AUGGCUUUAUGGGAUUCAUUUAAAUCCUUAAAUGGGAGUGUCAUUGAUGCAAGCAAUAUAAGAGACUUCACUUCCCACCAGCCAGAAUGCCACAAAGUCCGACGUUCAUCAUAUACACAGACCAGAGGGUAUGUGUCAUAUGAUCUACACCACUUGAUGACCUCCAAGUUUGUCAACAAGCAAAAUUGGUCUAUUUUUCCAGAAGUUGUUUCAGAAUCAAUGCAAGCCAAUGAAAAUGCUACAAAGUCUCAGCUUCAGAAGCAGCAGGUUGAGAAGGCAAUAUCAAGUGAUUUGGAUUCGCUGCCCAUUAUUCUUCAGAAGAAGUAUGCCUUGUUACGUGAUUUGGAUAAGAGUUUACAGGGUGAUUUCUUCCAUGAUUUUCAGGUCAGAAAACCUUGGUUAGCAGCGACCAGGGUUCAAAAACUUGUUUUUGAGAUAGCAGAUAGUGGGAUAAUGGCCAUUCUGAGGAAAUGUAGAUCAGAUAUUCAAAGGCAAAAUGAACAGCGUUGUGAGCAUGAAAUUGAGGAUAUUAGGCGAGGAGUUAGGUCUGGAAACAUUACACCCGAUUCAUCAGCUAUUAGAUUCUCCGAUGAAGCGCUUGAUGAGCAAAAGCAUAGCAUCAGGGUUGCUGAUGAAAAAGUAGCCUUGGCUGUCCAGGCAUAUGAUUUGCGGGACAAGGAUUGUAUUUCCAAAACCGUGCUAUCUGUAUCUUGCUUCUUCACUGUUUUCUUUCUUUUGGGGGUUGUCAAUGAUCUUCGCGACGUGUUCAUUGCCUAUGAAAUAGCUAUACAAACAUGGUUCAUUUAUAUUAUUCUCAUUUUAUUCAACACCUCAUUUGGCUUAACAUAUUGGAAGUUGGGUAAGGAGUUAUACCUGCGAGUAGAUACACAUAUACAACAACUUGAUCAGUAUCUGAAAAAGUUUGAUGAAGAGCUUCGUCGUGAGAGAGAAAAUGCUGCAAUAACUGGAGUGCCUGCUUCAGGUCAUGAGGGUAAUACAAAAUCUGGAAGGGGUCAUGAAAGUGGUACUGGUAGAGGAGGGCGAAAAAAAUCAGCACUUGAAUUUGGUUUCAUCAAUUCAACGCUUUUGGAUUCUCGUUCUCUCCUGUUAUCGUCUUCCCUAAACUAUGCACUCAUGACUUCUUUUUGGGACACUUCAAAGACACGCCAUACCACAUUGGUCACAGCAGCAGCAACAGAAGCACAAACCUCAACAAAGCCAACUGGCAUGGAUUUAGAUUUACCUGUCGAUCCAAAUGAACCCACAUACUGCUUUUGUAAUCAAGUUAGCUUUGGAGCGAUGGUUGCAUGUGAUAACCCCAACAACAACCAAAAGGAAAAUGGUACUGUUCAAACUGCGCGGCAACAAAAAAUCGGCGUAGAGGCAAAUGAGGCAGAAUGA